AUGGCUGUGCGAAAGGUGGCGCUGCUGCUGAAACCGGAUAAGGAAAUCAACCAACAGGACAACCACAUGACGGUGAAGACCCUGAGCCCUUUCCACAGCUACAUCAUGGAAUUCGAGGUGGGAGUUGAAUUUGAGGAGGACCUGAAGGCGGUGGAUGGCCGGAAAUGCCAGACCACAGUCACCUGGGAGGGGGAGCAGCUGGUGUGUGUACAGAAAGGAGAGGUCCCCAGCCGAGGCUGGAGACACUGGCUGGACGGAGGAAGGUUGUACCUGGAGCUGACCGCAGGGGAUGCUGUGUGCCAGCAUGUGUUCAGGAAGGUCAGAUAG
This is a messenger RNA of Ochotona princeps (American pika), 327 nucleotides long. It is a transcript of the gene RBP5, whose product is annotated as retinol binding protein 5. Gene Ontology annotation, biological process: fatty acid transport. The record is from RefSeq and is a predicted model, not a curated record. The coding region runs from base 1 to 327 and encodes 108 amino acids. Lineage: Eukaryota; Metazoa; Chordata; Mammalia; Lagomorpha; Ochotonidae. Gene Ontology annotation, molecular function: fatty acid binding. Gene Ontology annotation, cellular component: nucleus; cytosol. The transcript is spliced from 3 exons.